GACACUCCCUCUGCAAUGAAAUGGAAAACCCUUCUGGAUACUGCCCCAAUUUCUGUGAAAAUUGUUGCUUUACACAUGUAACAUGGGCUUCAUCGAGGAGGAAUGGACUGAAGUUGCACGUCAACAUUGAUGUAUGCUUUUGUGUCAUCGUCAAUCUGUUCGGAUAGUACACAUGUUCUUUGCAUUUUGAUAGUUGAGUGAUUCGGUACCAGUUGUCUGGUAGCAAUUUUCACUUAAAAAACUCCAGUUCCAGGCUAUACUCGCUUGGACACGAUAGGUGUCAUAGGACCCUCUAUUUUUUUACUUUUUUUUUGUUGGGGGCGGCAAAAUUGGUUCCUCGACUCCGCAACAUGAGCUAACAAGCAAGAAUUGCACGUUUCUUGCUCUAAAUCUUUCACUGGGGAAGAGAGUUAAAGGUGCUGACCCUGGCGUGGGGAGGUAGAAUGCAUAAGUCAAGGGGCUACCGUCUCUUUCUCCGCGUGAUUCGAGAUUAUUGUAUUUUCAAUGCAUUCCGAAUGACCAACUCCGUUGUUAACGAAACUCGGUCAGGACUAAUUAAUAAACCCAAGCUGAAAGGUGGUGCGAGAGGUCAACCCUUCAGAAUUAACCCGGAUGAUAGGCAAGAGACGACUCUACACCAUUUCUCAUUGGCGUUAGAAGUAGGUAUUCACCAAGAAUAUUCUUUCGGCACCCAGGAAACAGAUAUCAAAUGGUGUGGUUGCGAAAACGUUCUUUUCCUCCAUUUGAGAAAAGGGGAGGUUUUGGAAGACGAUGUCACACAGUGUAUGACUUUUGUUGGAAUGACAGACAAGAUCCUCUUUGCAUUACAUUUCCAAUUCACAUGUCCUAGGGAAUACCAAUGAAGCCUCAUCAUCAUCAGCGACCCCCACCGCCCACUCCUCCUCCCUCUAAGCAUGCAAAAGAAAAGAAGCUUUGGUUGAGCAUUUAAAAAUGAAUAAUGUGACAGAUGACGGGCAAAAUGUAAACUUGACAGGCUGCAACUAACGCCCAGGAUCAGACACAUGUGGCCCAAUCCUAUGUGCGAAGUAAACUUCCACUGCUAAUAUUAUAUCUCAAAUGGAGCUUUAGUCAAUCUCUCUCUCUCUCUCUCUCUCUCUCUCUCUCUCUCUCUCUCUCUCUGAAUCUAGUAUAUAAAAUAUGGGCGAAAUGGGUGUCGUUGUUUGUGCGAAUACUUCUCUUUAACAGGCCCUCGAGCAUAGCAUUCAUUUCACCUUUUUUCCUGUGAAAGAAGAGAGACUUGGCCAUACGCAUUAGCAAAGUCUUGAAUGGUGGGAACCAUCGAUACCUUCAUGCGUUUUUCCUGUUCCAUUCUAUUCCUCCAGAACGAGAUAGCGCGUGCCUCGCACACGCCCUCCUCCUCCUCUCCUUCCACCUUUGGCUCCUGCAAACAAGUUUGGGACUAUCGCUGCCUUGGCCUCGACCCAUCUAUGUGAACUUCCGAUAUUUCUUCCCCCACAGGCGGAAGAAGUCCAAGUCUGUGCUGUUUUCUUCGGUUAUUGCAUAAUCCUGUGAGACAUCCAUGGAUAAAAGGCAAGAAAAGAUGAAGAGGAAUAUGUCUGAGAAGUCACUGCAGAUGCAAAGGCAUAAGAAGAAGACUAGUAGUGAUGAUCAGAGCACAAAUAAGAACAGGUUUCUGGUAACUGUCAAUGUCCUUGGAAGUGCAGGACCAAUAAGGUUUGUGGUGAAGGAGGAUGAUCUGGUCUCAGCGGUGAUUCAGACUUCCUUGAAGACUUACGCCCGUGGAGGCCGUCUUCCGGUUCUCGGCACCGAUGUCAACAACUUUGUUCUCCAUGGUGCUGCAGAUUCAGAUGGGUCUGCCUUGAACCCAUCGGAAGCCAUAGGAUCUCAGGGAGGAAGGAAUUUCGUGCUGUGCAAGAAGCAGCUUCAGCCACAGAUGACGGAAGCCAGAUCCGAGAUGAUAUCGCGCAAGAGAAGCGGGAGUUGGAAGGCAUGGCUCAAUAAGAGCUUUAGUUUCAAAAUACUAUCCCAUUGAGAUGGCUCUGUCUUGUAUGUCCUAAGCCCCUCAUACAUAUCGUCUUAAACUUAAAUCAUUAUGUUCCCGCAAUCAUCGACAAAUUAAUCACUAACGUCCUAAUGUCAUCGGCGGCGGAGGGACAUGAACUGUUAGGAAAGCGCAUCUCACUUUCAAGCUUGUAAUUGAUGUGGACACCAUAUAUGGCAUGUAUGUUUGCUUUU
This is a messenger RNA of Syzygium oleosum, 2217 nucleotides long. RefSeq lists its product as uncharacterized. The record is from RefSeq and is a predicted model, not a curated record. Bases 1541 to 2014 code for a protein of 157 amino acids. Lineage: Eukaryota; Viridiplantae; Streptophyta; Magnoliopsida; Myrtales; Myrtaceae. The transcript has 2 exons.